This is a messenger RNA of Daldinia caldariorum, 1839 nucleotides long. RefSeq lists its product as uncharacterized. NCBI's taxonomy places the organism in Eukaryota, Fungi, Ascomycota, Sordariomycetes, Xylariales, Hypoxylaceae. The record is from RefSeq and is a predicted model, not a curated record. The transcript is spliced from 2 exons. The coding region runs from base 158 to 1675 and encodes 505 amino acids.
ACUAUGUAUUCCAGUACUGCAUGUAUUCGCUUGUUUCAUCCCGAAUCCUACUUCCUCAUCUCCUUUUCUUUUUCCAAAUAAUCGCGAUUUAACGUUGCACGGUCAAUGUGUUUUGUAUGGCUCCGACAGACCUGUCUGUCCGGCAACGAGAAAAAUCAUGAGUUCCACGAGGGAUACGUACGAAUAUAGCACGUUAGAGGUGGACACAGAAGCACAUACCCGAAACCAAUAUGUCGAGACAUCCCACGCUGCACAAUUACCGGAGGUCAAUCAGAAUGCGACCGAGCAUCUCAGCUACCCCGAAGUAGUCGGUGUUACUGCAGCUGGUGACGCCAUCAAAAGAGAUAUAGAUCCAACCCUUCCAGAGCCGGUGUACGUGCCGGAGACGGGAGCUGAAAAAACGUUGCCCGUCCCCGUACCAGAACGCAGAAUAUGUGGGAUGAAGCGAAAGAUUUUCUGGGCCGUGGUUAUUGGAGCCUUGGUCAUCAUCGCGGCGAUCGUCGCAGGAGUGGCUGCCGGUGUAACAACAAGAAGGACCAUUAGCGAUUCCGAUCCAAACCCGAGCGAUGAUGAGGAUCCGUCCUCACAAGUUGACGAGACCGCUCUCUUCCCCAACACCAAUCUUGCGACCAGCAACUUCACUGAUCAGUUUGGGAAUGAGAAUUAUCUGGUGGUCUACCAAUUAAAUAAUAAGGCCAUUUACCUUUCAGCAUGGAACUCGUCGCAUAAGAGCUGGGUGGUAUCACCAAUAGUCGAUGGAAAGACGAAUAAUCUGGGUUUGGAUAGUGUUAAGAAGGGGACCUCAUUGUCGCUUGACGUGUUCGCAUACGAUAACACGAGACGCGAUAUACACGUGUAUUGGCAGCUACCAGACAGCGGUGGUCUAUCCACGAUUAAGGCUUUGACAUACACUAAUGACAAGGGCAUCUCGACACAAUCGAGUCUUCCAACUGCAAAUUGGGUAGAUUCGAAAGCCGGAAACAGUUAUAUAUCUACCGCUGGCUCGGCUCUUGUCUCAUACGGAAAGCAAUGCGACUUAUGUAACCAAUACACCUAUUUAUACUGGCAGACAGCAGGUGGAAUAAGAGAAGCCAGCUACCAGAAUGAUAGCAGCGGGUGGUAUAGUAACACGAAUGUCAUUCAGGUCGACCUGACCGCGCCCGCAGAAAACGCCUCUCUUGUCCAGGCCCAUGUGGCCGCCGCCACGACCAGUGGCCAUAGGAGCAUGAAUCUCUUCUACCGCUCUAUUACCAGCGCGCUAUCUCAGAUCGUCAAUGGCGAUGGUCGAUACGUAGGGCACUACCUAGGACGGGAUAUCGGGCCCCAAACAACUAUUGCCGCUUUUUCGACAGGGUUCAACGAGACGAGCACGAACUGGCCUGAGCCGCUAGGCUUUCAGGUUCUCACCAUGGACCCAACCACCGAUGAUGGAGUUCAAUUGACAUACUACAAGGGAGACACAUGGACUAAGGUGGACGAAGAAGUUGGGGAUUUAUCAAACUGCAAGGAACGCGGGACGAUGGUUGCCAAUCACGCCCGGAGGAUAUAUUGCCUGGAAGGCGACAACGACGACAACGUGACGAUCGUCGAAUACGAAUGGCGCGGCGAUCCUAGCGAUACAUCGACGUAUUCAAAUUACCAUAGAGUAGGAGAUGUGGAUGUUAGUGUAAAAUAAUGGAAGCCAGAAAUUCGUACGGGCAUUUAAUCAUAUCGGGUAUCGGAUCAUAACUUAUACUUCAGAGCGAAGACAACGUAUCAUAGACAUACAUACAUGUGUACUUCGAACACGAUCCUAUCCCUUCCGGAACUAGAUCCUAGGGUACGACGUUUUUAGAAUAA